Molecule: messenger RNA, 618 nt
Organism: Prunus armeniaca (apricot)
Lineage: Eukaryota; Viridiplantae; Streptophyta; Magnoliopsida; Rosales; Rosaceae
Source: the annotation of a GenBank genome assembly
AUGGCUGAGCAGGUUGAGAGCACUAGCCCAGAGGCCAUGCCAAGAAUGAUAGACUUCAUGUCCUCAGUUCUCGAGCGAGUGGCCAAAUCCAACGAUCUGAGCCGGGGGUUCGAGCCGACCCAGAGGCUGUCGCUUUUCCACAGCCUCACCACACCCACCAUUACAAUCCACAGCUACCUCCAGAGGAUCUUCAAGUACGCAGAUUGCAGCCCCUCUUGCUUCGUCGUUGCCUACGUCUACCUCGACCGCUUCACUCAGACGCAGCCAUUGUUGCCCAUCGAUUCUUUCAAUGUCCACCGCUUGCUCAUCGCCAGCGUCUUGGUCUCUGCAAAGUUCAUGGAUGACAUAUAUUACAACAAUGCCUAUUAUGCUAGAGUUGGAGGGAUCAGCACAGCAGAGAUGAACCUUCUUGAGGUGGACUUCUUGUUUGGUUUGGGCUUCCAAUUGAAUGUCACACCUGCAACUUUUUACACCUACUGUUCUUAUCUUCAAAGAGAAAUGUUGUUGCAAUCUCCCCUGCAUGUAGCAGAAUCUCCUCUGAAUUUGGCCAGACGUCUAAAGCUUCAUUGCUCCUUCAAUGAAGAUGAAUCCGCCCAUCAAAAACAGCUUGCUGUUUAG